This is a messenger RNA of Planococcus citri (citrus mealybug), 1545 nucleotides long. RefSeq names its product low choriolytic enzyme-like. The record is from RefSeq and is a predicted model, not a curated record. Bases 570 to 1490 code for a protein of 306 amino acids. Gene Ontology annotation, biological process: proteolysis. NCBI's taxonomy places the organism in Eukaryota, Metazoa, Arthropoda, Insecta, Hemiptera, Pseudococcidae. Gene Ontology annotation, molecular function: metalloendopeptidase activity; zinc ion binding. The transcript is spliced from 5 exons.
UAACUUUGUAACCAAGCUCCUCAUAUUUCUAUCGCAGUCACAUUACAAUAAUUUGAAUAAUUAGAAAACAUUACUCAUUCAGUCAGGCUAUAAUAACAUAAGGAUUCAACUGUUCUCUUUCACCCUUUCACAAUACUUUCAAAGGAGGUAAAUGGCAAAAUAAAUGUCGAAAGUGAUUGUUCAGGAAGAUCUCAUUAAAUAAUAAGGUAUCUUUUCAAAGUUUUACUUCAUAACUACGCAGAAAAGUGACACAAAUGUACGAUGGGCCUCAAGUCCUCAAGGUGUAGGUAGAUAGGUAUGUACUUAGAAUGCAUUAUUUUUUCCGAUUGCAUCUAAUUAAAUUUUACAGAUAAAAGUACGUUCGUUUCAAGAAUAUUGAUCAGCUCUAAUAAAUUUUAAUGUAUUGCCUUCUUUUUGAUAACAAACAUGGAAACAACGUUAAUGCAUUACGGUGAAUAAAUCAAAAAUUACCAUUUUCCAAUUGUCAAUGAUUGGAUAACUGAAUGAAAUUAUUUCCCUGGGGAUUUAUUUGAAAAAUAUUUAACGGUAAUGUGGCAAAUGCGUUAAAAAUGAAAAUUUUAUUUAUUUCAUUAAUUUUUUUAUAUUCGAUAUUCCGCGAACACAGUUCGGCUUCUGAUGCUCAGAGAAGUGCGAAAAUAGCUACGUAUUUGAAAGAUGUAUUCCCAGAGUUAUAUUCUAAUCAACACGAAGGAGAUAUUUUUUUAUUUGGUGAAUCGAAAAGUAGCAUUAAAAAUGCUGUUCGCGAUCCAACUUAUCGUUGGCCUAAUGCAACCGUUCCUUAUGAAAUUGCGUCAAAUUUUACUGAAGAAGAUAAAACCAAAAUAUUAACCGGAAUGGCAAGAUUACAAAACGAGACUUGUAUUCGAUUUGUACCACAUUACGGUCAAAAACAUUACAUAUUUAUAAACAACAAACAAAACGCGGGAUGUUUUGCGGUAAUCGGAUAUCAUUCAAAGGCUGAAAUUCCACAUCCGGUGAAUUUCGAAACACCUGGAUGCAUGAAACAUCAAGGAACCGUUGAGCACGAAUUUUUACAUAUUUUAGGCCUUUUUCACGAGCAAUCCCGAUAUGAUAGAGAUGAUCACGUAAUCAUUUAUUGGGGAAAUAUAACCGAAGAAUAUGUAUCGAAUUUCGCCAAAGUACCAGAAACUGAUGCACAUGCUUAUAAUGUUUCGUACGAUAUCAACAGUGUUAUGCAUUAUCCCAAACAUGCGUUUUCAAAAAAUGGCAAUGAAACAAUUGUUUAUAAAAAAAACCCGGAUACGAAAUUAGGCCAGCGCGUUGGAGCCACUCAGGGAGAUUUGGAGAAAAUAAGACAAAUGUAUAACUGUCAUAAAAAAGAAGUUCCAUAUGGAAGUGCUGAAUGGUUUUUCGAACAAGUUCAAACUUUCUUCGCCGAUAAAAAUCGAAAACCUCAAUCCAAAAAAACCAAGGAGAAAACCAAGUUCAAAAAAUUCCCUCUUUUCUGAAUAAAUUAGUGUGCGUGAAGUUUUUAAAUAAAAUUUUCAUUCGUGCGAGCAUGUA